Nilaparvata lugens (brown planthopper) is the source of this 3898-nucleotide messenger RNA. It is a transcript of the gene eIF3a, whose product is annotated as eukaryotic translation initiation factor 3 subunit A. Gene Ontology annotation, molecular function: mRNA binding; translation initiation factor activity. Gene Ontology annotation, cellular component: eukaryotic translation initiation factor 3 complex, eIF3e; multi-eIF complex; eukaryotic translation initiation factor 3 complex, eIF3m. The record is from RefSeq and is a predicted model, not a curated record. Lineage: Eukaryota; Metazoa; Arthropoda; Insecta; Hemiptera; Delphacidae. The transcript has 22 exons. Gene Ontology annotation, biological process: formation of cytoplasmic translation initiation complex; translation reinitiation. The coding region runs from base 123 to 3650 and encodes 1175 amino acids.
UUUUCAUGGAAGCCAUUUCCGUUGAACAGGCAAUCCCAUGCGUUCGGUUUGUGAGUGUGGUUUGUAAUAAAUAUUUAUAAUAAUUUUGUUUGUAAAUGUGCCUGUGCUGAUCUGCAUUAAAAAUGGCUCGUUACGGCCAAAGGCCAGAAAAUGCCCUUAAGAGGGCUAAUGAAUUCAUCGAUGUCGGGAAGCAGGCUCGUGCCCUGGACACACUGUGCGAGGUGUUCAAGAACAAGAAAUGGGCGUUCAACUACAGCGAGAGUGUGCUCGAGCCAAUCAUGUUCAAGUAUUUGGACCUCUGUGUGGAACUCAAGAAGUCGCACGUCGCCAAGGAGGGGCUCUUCCAGUACAGGAACAUGUUUCAGUCGGUGAACGUGAAGUCGCUGGAGAACGUGAUUCGCGGCUACUUGCGAACAGCUGAGGAGCGGACAGAGGCGGCUCGUAACCAAUCACAGCAGGCCGUUGUCGACAUCGAUGACCUUGACAACCUGGCCACGCCCGAGAGCAUUCUCCUCAGCGCUGUGAGCGGAGAGGACGCUCAGGACAGGAGUGACCGCACCAUCCUGACGCCAUGGGUGAAGUUCCUGUGGGAGUCCUACUGCCAGUGCCUAGAGUUGUUGCGCAUCAACGCGCAUGUCGAGACUCUCUACCACGACAUUGCGCGCAUGGCGUUCGCGUUCUGUCUGAAGUACAACCGCAAGACGGAGUUCCGCAAGCUGUGCGACAAGCUGCGCAAACAUUUGGACGACAUCAACAAGUUGGCGCCCCAGGCCACCAAUGUCAGCCUCACCAAGCCGGAGACGCAGCAGUUCAACCUCGAGACGCGACUGGUGCAGCUCGAAUCCGCCAUUCAGAUGGAGUUGUGGCAGGAAGCGUACAAGGCGACAGAGGACAUUCACAGCCUGAUGAACAUGUCUAAGAAGCCACCUAUUCCGAAGACAAUGGCCAACUACUACCAGAAGCUGGCCAUGGUGUUCUGGAAGGCCGGCUACUACCUGUUCCAUGCUGCCGCUCUCUUCAAGCUCUUCCAGCUCAGCAAGGACAUGAAGAAGAACAUCACGCACGACGAACUGCAACGUAUGGCGUGCAAAGUGCUGCUGGCCACUCUAUCGAUCCCGCUGCCAUCGGCGCACCCCGAGUUUGACCGCUUCAUCGACACCGACAAGAGUCCAAUGGAGAAGGCGCAACGCCUCGCCAUGCUGCUCACACUCAACCAGCCGCCGACGCGCGCCUCCCUCCUCAAGGACAUUUUGCGCGUGAACGUGGUGGGCCUGGCGUCGCCCGCACUGCAGGAGCUGUACCACUGCCUGGAGGUGGAGCUGAACCCACUCACCCUGUGCAAGCGAGUGCACGCAGUCACCACCCAACUGCAGCAGCAGCCAAACUCCACCGACCACCAGUAUGUCCAGCCGCUGCAUGACGUCACACUUGUCAGAUUGGUGCGCCAGGUGUCACAGGUGUACCAGACAAUCAGGUUCGACCGGCUGCUGGAGUUGGCUCACUUCACCUCGCCCUUCCACCUCGAGCGUCUCCUCGUCGAGUGUGUGCGUCACAACGACAUGCAGAUCCGCAUAGACCACGGCCGUGGCUGCGUGCACUUUGGCAUGGACCUGGCGGAGGCGCAGCGCGAGGACAGGGGGCCGGGAGAGGGGGGCCCCACCCUGCAGCCUAUGCCCAGUGAACAGGUGCGCCAGCAGCUCAUCAACAUGUGCACUGUGCUCACCAAGGCUACCAACAUUAUCAAUCCCAACGCCAACAAGGCGGAGCGAGAGAAGACAAUGCAGCUGAUGGUGAAGCACUACCACGAGACCAAGGUGAAAGAGCACAUGCGAAUUCUGGCUCGCCACAAGAUCAUAGAAGACCGCAAGGAGUUCCUCGAGAGAAUGAACACUGUGCGCGAAGAGGAAGAGGCUAGGAAAGCAGGCGAACUGGCCAGAAAGCAGGCGUUGGCCGAGGCGCGUCGGUUGGAGGCAGAGCGCGAGGAGAGAGAGCGCAAGCGUCAUGAGAGCGAGAUGCAACAGAUCAAGGAUCGCACGCUCAAGGAGAAGAUGCAGCAGAUCUCGAUGACGCCACACGGUCAGAAGGUGCUCAAGAAGCUCGAGGAAGAUGAGUUGAAGAACCUGGACGCGGAGACAAUCUCGGCCCGGGAGCAGGAGGAGCUGAUGAAGGAGCGCAAAGAAAUGCAGCAGAAGCUCAAGUCGCAGGAGAAGAAGGUCGACUACUUUGAACGGGCCAAGCGCAUCGAGGAGAUUCCCCUCCUCCAGAAGAUGUUUGAAGAGAAGCAGGUGGAGGACCGAGCCUACUGGGAGCAGAAGGAGACCGAUCGAAUUGCCGAACUGGUGGCCGAACGGAAACUGGCAGUCGAGUACAAGGAGAGGUGCGCGCGCAUGGCCGCUGACAAACAGGCCUACCAGGCUAAGCUCAGCUCAGAGCGCAACUCUGCCUAUCAGGACAAGCUGUUGGCGUUCGAAGCGAGGCUGAAGGAGGAGAGAGAGAAGCGUCUGGUGCAGCGUAGGGCCGAACGCAAGGAGCAGAGGAGGAGGGAGUGGCGUGAGGAGAAGGAGCGCCAGGAGCAGGCCAAGCGUGAGGAGGAGCAGCGCAAGAAGGAGGAGGAGGAGCAGAGAAAGAAGGAUGAGGAGGAGCGAAAGCGUCGUGAGGAGGAGGAGGAGCGGCUGGCUGCCAAGCGACAGGAGGAGGAGGCGAUAGCGGCGGCGAAACGCGCUGAGGAGGAGGAACGCUACCAGAAGCAGAAAGAGGCGGCUGACCGGCAGGCGGAAAUCGCCAGACGUCGUGAGGCGGAAAUAGAGGCCAAACGCCAACAGGAGGCCGAAAGAGAGCGAGAACGGAUGAGGGGUAGUGGCGGAGGAGGAGGGGUAACGAGAGGAGGAGGAGGAGGAGAGACGGAGAAGGGUUCGUGGCGGAAGCCAGCGUCACAAUCUGCCGAUUCAGCAAAGCCGAGCGGCGCUUCUGCCGAACCCUGGAAGCCCUCGUUCCGGAACAAAGAUGAGCGUGGAGGUGGAGGAGGUGGAUCGGGAAGGGGAGGGGAUGAUGGAGGGAGACCGUGGCAGAGGGGCGGAGACCGGGAGAGAGAUGGAGAUAGGCCGGCGCCGAGGGACUUUGACAGGGACAGAGACCGUGAUAGGGACGGAGGUGGUCGCAAUUGGGAUAGGGGCGGUCCGAGGAGGGGUGGUGGCGCCCCAGGCGACCGUGAUCGUGGUUUCGGUGACCGUGACCGAGACCGUGACCGUGGUUUUGGCGACCGUGACCGUGACCGUGGAGGUGACCGCGAUCGUGACCGUGGCGAACGGCCCGAAGUGAAUUUCAACUGGCGAGCUAGACAGGACGAUAGGCGUGGAGAUGACAGCAGAAGAGGCGAUGAUAGGCGCAGAGACGAUAGAGACAGAGAUGACAGGCGGCGAGACGAUCGAGAUGAGCCCAGGAGAUUCGAGAGCAAAGCGGGUGGAGGAGGUGGAGGUGGAAAGAUGAGUUGGCGCCAGGAAGCUGCACCCCCCUCAGGAGGCCCCCCGGCCCCUGCUGCCGCUCCCGCCCCCGCACCGGCCCCAGCGGCCCCCUCUGCCUCUGCUCCAGCUAGCGGCGAAGAUGGUGGUGAUGAUGGUAACUGGCAACAGGUGAAGAAUCGCAAGAACUAAAUGCAGUACAGGUCGACUAAACGCAGUAACUUGUCACUUUGCCCAAAUUUAGAUUGGGUAGCUUUAUAAGCAUAGCUAAUAAUAUAAUUACAUCGUUUUCUUAGAAUGCGGAAACUUCUGCUAUUUUCAUUUGGUGUGGAAAUUGUACUCAGUUGUUCUAUUCUGCUCAUCAUAUUAUUAUCUUGUUUUCUCUACAAUAUUGUAUAACCAUAUUUAUACCAUAAAUAAAAUCAAAUAUUGAUUACUGA